Messenger RNA from Musca domestica (house fly), 3358 nucleotides. RefSeq names its product probable serine/threonine-protein kinase kinX (gene Mink). The record is from RefSeq and is a predicted model, not a curated record. The transcript has 5 exons. NCBI's taxonomy places the organism in Eukaryota, Metazoa, Arthropoda, Insecta, Diptera, Muscidae. The coding region runs from base 129 to 3056 and encodes 975 amino acids.
GGCAUUCAAAAAUUUUCUCUAAAAGAAACAACAACUGCUAGGGACGCUCUUGUUAGGAUAAAUAAAAUAAGGGUUUUAAUCGCUGUAUUGAAUUAAAAAUAUUGAAGAAACAAUUUGCGCAACUAUACAUGAUGGAAAAUUCGAAUGAAAGUGAUGGGGCUCCACUAACCCAUUCCCUUGAAAAUGUAUCAAGGCGUUCAAGAAAAGUGAAAAAUCUUGAAAAGGAAGUUGAAAUGAUACUUUCACAAGACGAAAGUGAUGAAGAGAGGGAAAAUGAUGAAGAGUUGGCACCAUUACCCAAAACUCCUUCCACUAGGAGGAGGCAGGUCAAAGGAACUGCUUGUACUCCCCAAGCAUCGGAAUCUGUAUUGCAGGAUAUGCUGCAAACUCCGCGUAGAAGUUGCCGGAAAAGUAUUAAGCCACCGCAAGAUUAUGAUGAUAUUGUGAAACAUUCAACAAGACGGUCAGCUAGAAAGAAACUCAAACCAUUGGAUGAAAACAAUGAGGAGAACGAGAAUGAAAUUGAGGAAGAAUAUCCUAAGUGGUCUGCAGCAAGUGUUGGAAGAUCUUCAACAAAGCGUGGAAGAAAAUCUAGGCGCAACACUACCACCAACCGUGGUAGGAGGAAUUUAAAUGAAACUGCAUUGGACGAACAAAAUGUUGCUCACGUCUCUUCUCGUGGAAGUGAAGAAACCGAUGAUGCAACUGUACACGUCAAAAAGGAGGUAGACGUUGAAAUCUCGAUUGUUCCCGAUAAUGUGAUGGAGAACAAUGAAAAUGUUAUGGAAGUGAAAGGUGUCAAGGAAGAGGGAAAUCAACUAUUCAAAGAAGUUAUUCCAAACCCAGAAGUGCAUGAAGAAAUUCCUUUGGAACAGAAAGAAAUAGAGGAUGUUAUAUUUCCCAAAAUGGAAGAGAAAAAUCCUGAAGAGAUUAAUUGUGUAAUCGAUAAAAUUCCACAAGAACAGCCUGAACAUACAAUGAACUUAAUGCAAGAAGAUGAAAAUCCCGAGGAAGAUAUUCAAUUAAUUCAGGACGAUGAAGAGGACGAUGUAAAAGAGGUGAUAAUCCAACAACAACAAGAGGAGGAAGAAAAGAAAACAAUAAAUGAUGUUCCCUAUUUGAAAGUGGAAGAAGUUGCUGAUUUAAGUGUCCAAGAAGAAUCGAUGAUUUCAAUAAAAGAUGAUUCCAUUAUUGAACAAGUUAAGAAUGAGAACGAAGAAUAUAAGGAGAGAAAAUCAUCCGUGGAAAACGAUUCCUUUGGUUGUUAUUUAAAAUCAAAAGAAAUCGACAUUGAUGAUCUUGGUUUAAAUCCUAUCAAUGAUGAUGAUGACUCAGCUAAUGUAUCCAUUAGAGAAGAGGUCAAAAUGGAGGAAACCCAGAAUGUGGCAUUAAUCGAACAACCGGAAGAAAUGCCUUCGUUAAUACUCUGCGAUGAUGAUGAUGACUGUGAAGAUAAUAAUGAGAAGCCUCAAGAAGAAGAAACGGUCAAUCUAAAUGAGACAUUCGAUGCAGGAAUUACUGAGGAUGUCACAAAAACAUCGAAUGUUGAAGGACAUUUAAUGGAGGUGGACAAUUUAGCUAAAGGAAGUGACUUACCGCUUUCUAUAGAGACAACAGAAAUGGACAAACUACAAUUGUCUGAUGAUGAAGAGGAGGAGGAGAAUGGUCCAGCCAAGAAAAAGUCGAAGGUCAUGUUUAGCAAUCAAAUUCCAUCUUCACCCUCAACACCCAAACAAUCAAAAAUGACAGUCAGACAACUAACACCAUAUCGCACUAAAAGCGAUAGCAAACCUAAAAUAGUUCCAAUGCAUGGUAGUGACAAAAAAUUACAUUUGAAAAAGGACAACUUAAAUUUCAGUACAUCCGAACUAACAACAAUGACUCCAAGAGAUAUUGUCUUAAGAGGCAUACGUAAGAGGUCCAUGUCCGUGUGUUUGGGAGUUCCAGUGCCCAAACUUACCAGAAGUGCCAAAAAGGCACAACAAAAAGCAGUGAAUUUCUAUAGUCCAGCAAACCAGACAGCAAUUAUUGAAGAUUUAGAUAAACUAAUACAGAAAAAUGUGAAGCAAAAUAUGCAAAAAUCAGAAGAUGGAAAUAAAAAUGUAACAACAAGGCGCAAACGUUCAUAUUCUUUUGAUGAGUCCACUAUGUCAAAAUCCAUGUGUGUAACCUCAAGACUUCCACGUCCAAUGGCCAAUUCCAAACAUUUCCUAAAUUCAACCACGACAUCAUCAUCGACUUUACUGACCUCAAGUAUGUCCAAACCGGCACGCACAAAAUUACCAAACUUCGCUGCUAUUCAUCAAAAACAGUUCCAGAAAAUGGAAAAUUUAGCUGAUCAUGUCGCUCGUAAACAGGAACGCUCUAAAAAUUUAAUCAACUCCAACAGCAAAAUAAGGCCAGUAUCGGCCCAGAAAAAUAUUUCAACUUCCGUGAGGAAUAACAGCAAUACAAAUGAAAAACCUAAGGCUUUGAAACGCAUAGAUAUGACAUCAUCACAAAGUCAAAUUCAAGGCAAGUCAGCAAAUACUUCGAUAGCAACUACUGCAAGAAAAUUGCCAGCUCCUCUCAAUAAUCAAAAUAAAAAUCCCAUAGAACAAAAUACAAAAUCAUCCAAUUUACCGGAUCCAAGAGAUGCCAAGAUACCACUAACUACUACUAAAUCAAAAACAACAGUAGCUCCGUCAAGCAUGUUACCUAAAAAACAUUUGCAGCCAACGCAAUCCUUUAAUGUUUCAUCAAAUACAAAUUAUUCUUUUAAACAAAAGCCCACAUUCAAUUUGUCAACACAAGUGGCCGCUGGCAGCAGCAGUACAGCAUCAAGUAGACUCGCAGCUAACACAUCGAUUGCCCAGAAGAAAACCACAACAACAGGCCUUACCAAUCAGGAUAAGAUGGCUUCACGGUUACAGCGUCACAUGGAUAUGUUCAAAGGUCGUGUUCCGGCAGCACGCGCUGGUGUCGCUUCACGUAAAAAUGAGGCAGCUAUAAAAGGUGUCCGUUCGAAUCGUCGCUUUGAAUUGCAAAUGCAACAUAGAAAGAAUAUCGAAAAUUAGUGUUUCUCAUAUUGCAAUUUGUUGAAUUUGCUUUAAAAUGUAUUUUUAUAUUUUUUAAUUAAUUUAAUUAUAUUUAGGAUGUAUUUAUAAGUAAGGGUUAAGAUACUCGUCGUUCGCUUUUUCAAUUUGAAUUAUUUUUAUAAUAUUUGUUUCAAUGUUGAUUUCGAGUUUGUGCUUGUAAAAGACAUUGUUCGCGUGGUUUCGCUCUCUUGACUAUUUUUUCGGUAAUACUAUAUAAAUGUAAAUUUUUGGCAUAAUUGAUGAAAGAACAAUUAUUCGAAAUAAAACAUUUUUAAAAUGUA